Molecule: messenger RNA, 2335 nt
Organism: Rubroshorea leprosula
Lineage: Eukaryota; Viridiplantae; Streptophyta; Magnoliopsida; Malvales; Dipterocarpaceae
Source: the annotation of a GenBank genome assembly
AAAUCUCUAAUUUUUCUCCUGCAUCUUCGUCUCAGCCCUCCACCAAAUCAGCCUCUCUCUUUCCUUUCGCUUCUCCAGCACCGGACUCAGCUCCAUCCCCGGCUCCUCUUCCAGUCUUGCUACCGCCGGUGCCCUCCACCACUGCCAACCCACCUCUGCAGGACUUCAUCAUCCCCAUCUCGCAGGAAGCAUCGCCUCCCACUGCUUGCGGUCCAGAUCUGGGUUCGUCUCCCCCAUGCUCAGGUAUUUCUUGCCCUCUUACUACCUCCCCUGUUGCCGUUGAUUCCCUUCCCUCUCCCUCUCCCUCUUCCUCGUCCCCGUCCCCUGUCUCCCCCUCGUCACCAGCCUCUGUCUCGCCUUCUCCAGUCCCCUGCUCCCCCUCAACCAGUCCAGCCCCAAUCCCCCCCUAACCAGCACCGCCCAACACCCACCGAACUCACCCUAUGGUCACCCGCUCCCUCAAUCACAUCUUCAAACCAAAACAGAUGCAUCUUGCCACCAAAUAUCCUCUCCCCACCACUGUUGAGCCCUCAUGUGUGAGCCAAGCCUUGAGCCAUCCCCAAUGGCGAAGGGCUAUGUCUGAUGAGUUUGAUGCUCUUGUUCGCCAAGGGACUUGGGAUCUGGUUCCGGCCUCUCCGACCCAGAAUGUUAUUGGAUGCAAGUGGGUGUUUCGGUUGAAAAGAGGAAAAAAUGGUGAAAUUGAGCGCUACAAGGCGCGGCUAGUGGCCAAAGGCUUUCAUCAGCGGCCUGGUCACGACUAUUCCAAUACCUUUAGCCCUGUUAUAAAACCCACCACCAUCCGCACUGUGCUCACCAUUGCUGUCAGUCAAGCCUGGCCAAUUCGGCAACUUGAUGUGAAUAAUGCGUUUCUCCAUGGCUUUGUUGAGGAAGACUUAUAUAUGGCUCAACCGGCCGGCUUCAUUGAUCAAAAUCUUCCUCAUCAUGUCUGUAAAUUGAAGAAAGCCAUCUAUGGACUCAAGCAGGCUCCCCGCGCUUGGUAUACGGAACUGAAGCAAUUCUUGCUUGCUUGUGGCUUGGUUAACUCUCGCUCUGAUUGUUCCUUGUUUAUUUAUAAUAAAUCCGGGAUUAUUAUCUAUGUGUUAGUUUAUGUUGAUGAUCUACUGAUUACUGGCAACAGUACUGCUUUCAUCUCAGAUUUAAUCACCAAGUUGGGGCAGAAAUUUUCAUUAAAGGACCUUGGUGAACUUAGUCUGUUUUUGGGUGUUGAGGCCGUUAAAACUUCUGCCGGUUUAUUUCUCUCUCAGCACCGAUAUAUCAAUGAUCUCUUACAAAAAAGCAAAAUGGAUGGUGCCAAAACCGUUGCCACACCAAUGUCCUCCUCGGGUUUGUCACCUCAGAGUGGUUCUCCUCUUCUCUCCGAUGCUACAGCUUACAGGCAAUUACUGGGCUCUUUACAGUACUUGUCCUUAACUCGUCCUGACAUCUCAUUUGCAGUAAAUAAGUUGUCUCAGUAUAUGCAUUGUCCCACUGAGUUGCACUGGCAGGCAGUCAAACGGAUUCUACGGUAUUUGAAGGGCACCAUGUUCCAUGGCUUAAUGAUACGAUCCAGCUCUAGUCUCGCCCUCCAUGCUUUUAGUGAUUCUGACUGGGCAGGUGACAAGGACACCUUUGUUUCUACUACCGGUUAUCUUGUCUUUCUCGGUGCCACACCUAUAUCUUGGAAGGCUAGCAAACAAAAAGCCAUUGCUCGAAGCUCUACCGAGGCAGAGUAUAGAGCCUUGGCCGCUGCUUCCUCUGAGUUAGUUUGGGUCCUCCAUUUGUUGAGUGAGCUUGGUCUUCCUUCUGGUACUCCACCUGUUCUCUACUGUGACAAUGUUGGUGCUACCUACCUCAGCAGUAAUCCAGUCAUGCAUUCCCGUAUGAAGCACAUUGCAAUUGAUCUCCACUUUAUUCGUGAUUUAGUUGACAAGAGAAUUCUUUGUGUUUCUCACAUUGCCUCAGCAGAUCAACUUGCAGAUGGGCUAACCAAACCAUUACCUUCCUUCCGCUUUGCCUUGCUACGGUCCAAGAUUGGUGUCGUCGAUGGCUCCACCAUCUUGCGGGGGCAUAUUAAGGCAACUGCAGAUACUGCACCAUCCAUGGCUCAAUCACACGGGAAAUCAAAGUUGAAUGAUUCUCCGUCAAUGGCUCAAUCACCAGGGAAAUCAAGCUUAGAUGAUUCUCCCGAUUAUUCUGCCAAUCUGCAAUAAUUAAGAUUUCAUUCCUUUUGUAUAUUUCCUUUUCAUCAGCUCUUUCCAUAAAUGUAAAAUAGGGCAGCUUCCGUUUCUGUAUAUAUAUACAUGUAAAAACCAGUGAAUAAAAUAUCUGAACUUCU